This is a messenger RNA of Pseudogymnoascus verrucosus, 1838 nucleotides long. RefSeq lists its product as uncharacterized. The transcript is spliced from 2 exons. Gene Ontology annotation, biological process: ribosome biogenesis. The record is from RefSeq and is a predicted model, not a curated record. NCBI's taxonomy places the organism in Eukaryota, Fungi, Ascomycota, Leotiomycetes, Thelebolales, Thelebolaceae. Bases 35 to 1633 code for a protein of 532 amino acids. Gene Ontology annotation, cellular component: small-subunit processome; nucleolus; Noc4p-Nop14p complex.
CGGCGCUCAAACACGAACACCAAGACAAUUCGACAUGCCGUCAAUAUUAAAAUCGGCUACUGGUGCAGCGAAGAGGAAGAGAGUGGACUCCCAGCGAAAACCUGCAAAGCGCGCCAAAUCGGAGAGCAGCGACGACGAGGACGAUACCCAGGCGCAAAUCCUCUUACUUGAGAGCGAAAUCCUCGAAUCAAAGAAGAAUUACAACAACAUUCCGAAAUUAAUUAAGCUACUUGAGUCUGAGGAUGCAAUUAUUGCCUCAGUUGCGUUAUGCCGAGUCUUUUCGAGACUUGUUGCGUCCGGAGAGUUGACCAAGAAGGCGGGGAGCUCUGAGAAAGACGAGGUGGUUGUGGCGUGGCUCAAAGAGCGGUACCUGGAGUAUAAGACCGGGCUAUAUGAGCUUCUUGAGUCGCCGGAGGUUUCCCAGACUAUUCUUGCACUGUGCAUGCGCAUGCUGAAGACCGAGGGCACAUACGUGAAAAAUGGCCAGGACUAUAACUUUCCCUCGAGGUUCCUGACCGACCUGGUGCGAACGCUCUUGGGUUUGGAGGAUGGAGAGGAUGUGCGCAAGGAGUUCGCGGAGAAACAUGUCGAGGAAUACGACGAUAUUCGAUUUUACACUUUCGAAGCAAUUGCGAAGGUUCUUGAGGAAGAGGGCCAGCUUGUGGACAACGCCGUUGGUAUCCUGGCUAUCAUCGAAUCUGUGCCAGAGGAUAAAGACGAGUUGGAAGACUUCUACAUAGCCGCACCCACGAGGACUUCACACACCCUCUACUCCUUGUCGGCGCACAAGAGGCAGGCACAGGCUGCCUGGCUUGCAGUCCUCAAGCAGGAUCUGUCAAAGGAGCAGCGCAAGAACAUAUUAGGGAUGAUGAGCUCUUAUAUUGCACCUUGGUUUAUCAAGCCAGAACUGCUGAUGGAUUUCUUAACCGAUUCUUACGAUACCGGCGGAUCUACAUCACUCCAAGCGCUUUCCGGCGUAUACUACCUGAUUCAAGAGCGAAACUUGGAUUACCCGCUCUUCUACAGGAAGUUAUAUUCCCUACUCGAUUCUGGCAUCCUUUACUCGAAACACCGCUCCAAAUUCUUCCGCCUCCUGGAUACGUUUAUGUCCUCUACACAUUUGCCCGCCGUGCUCGUCGCAAGCUUUAUCAAGCGCCUGUCAAGGUUAACACUGUACGCUCCUCCUGCUGGAAUAGUUGCGGUGGUCCCUUGGAUCUACAAUUUCCUCAAGAAGCAUCCCACCUGCACAUUUAUGAUUCACCGUGAGGUGAAAGGUGCAGAAGAGCUUCUCGAGGAGGGGAUGGAAGAUCCGUUCCUGGAGGGCGAAGAAGACCCAAUGGAGACCAACGCCAUCGAAAGCAGUUUAUGGGAGAUUGUGACUUUACAGUCACAUUACCACCCCAACGUCGCCACUCUGGCGAAGAUCAUAUCGGAGCAGUUCACAAAACAAUCAUACAGUCUGGAGGAUUUCCUCGACCACUCGUACGGAAGUAUGCUUGACGCUGAGCUUUUGAAGGAGGUGAAGAAGACGCCAGUGGUGGAAUUUGAGAUACCCAAGAAGAUCUUUACGAAGCAAGAUGCUUCUUCGGAGGUGAAGGACAGCCUGUUGGUGAAGUUGUGGAAAUUCGAGUAGAGAUAUUGAGUUACGGAGGUAUGUGGCGUAUAUAGAAAUAUAGUGACCUACAUCUGAAUGAUGUAUUCACCGCAAGAAUAUGACAUUUCAUAUGCACAUUGUCAUAAUGCAAGACGACCCGGAUAUCUCAUGUACUUAAAGGUGGAACUAAAUGAUAAGAGUGUAAUAUCAGAUCCAUCAAUAAUAGAAUAGCUGCCAAAUCCAG